UACCCUGGAUUUUGCCUUUGGUGUGUUAAUUUAUAAGAGAUGACCAAUCACAUUGAAGUUCCCAUUUCUGAUGGACAUCAUAUGAGCCUGGAAGAGUUUCCCAAACCAUGCUGGACGAAACACUGUAGCUGGCUAAGGAGAAAUCUUCUUUUAAUCUUAACUAUAGCCGGUGUGAUAUUAGGGUCUGUCUUUGGCUGUCUCCUUCGAUUGCUUCCACCACUGGAUGGAAAUAUUCUUAUUCUGAUCUCCUUUCCAGGAGAUAUUCUGAUGCGGAUGUUGAAAAUGUUAAUAUUACCGUUAAUUAUCUCCAGCUUGAUUUCCGGUUUGGCUGGUCUGGAUGCCAAGUCUAGUGGAAGAAUGGGAACUCGUGCCAUGGUCUAUUACAUGUCCACAACCAUCCUAGCAGCACUGCUUGGCGUAAUCCUUGUACUUUCGAUUCACCCUGGAAACCCCAAACUGAAGAAGCAGGUCAGCAUCUCAACCAAAAAUGAAGAGGUUUCCAGUAUCGAUGCGUUUUUGGACCUUAUCAGGAACCUAUUCCCGGAGAACUUGGUACAAGCGUGUUUUCAGCAGAUACAAACAGUUUCUAAGAAAGUGCCAGCCCCACCGUCACCUCUGGAUCUUAUAAGACCUCUCAAUGGUAGCAUCAUGUACACCAAUGUGUCGCAGGCUAAUUCCUCUGCGGCUGAAGUGCCUGUGGACGCAGGACCUGUCAUGGUGACACAGAAGAAACUGGAGUUUAAGGGGGGAAUGAAUGUUCUCGGCCUCAUUGGUUUCUUCAUCGCGUUUGGAAUUUCUAUGGGGAAGAUGGGAGACCAGGCUAAGCUAAUGGCUGAUUUCUUUAAUAUCCUGAACGAGAUCAUUAUGCGGCUGGUCAGCAUGAUUAUGUGGUACUCCCCAUUCGGGAUUGCCUCUCUGAUCUGUGGGAAGAUUGCGGCUAUCAAAGACCUGGAGACUGUGGCACGGCAGUUGGGAAUGUACAUGGUCACUGUGAUUGUGGGCCUGGUCAUCCACGGGGGCAUGGUCCUGCCCCUCAUAUUCUUCUCUAUCACCAGGAAAAACCCUUUUGCUUUCUACGGAGGCAUAUUCCAGGCGUGGAUCACUGCACUCGGGACAGCAUCUAGUGCUGGCACGCUACCGGUCACAUUCCGCUGCUUGGAAGAGAACCUGCAGAUUGACAAGCGUGUAACACGAUUUGUUUUGCCUAUUGGAGCCACCAUUAACAUGGACGGUACAGCACUAUAUGAGGCCGUGGCAGCCAUCUUUAUAGCUCAAAUGAAUGGAGUGUAUUUGGAUGCGGGUCAAAUAGCAACUGUGAGCCUUACAGCGACUUUAGCCAGCGUGGGGGCAGCUAGUAUUCCCAGUGCUGGACUUGUCACUAUGCUCCUCAUCUUAACCGCUGUUGGCCUACCAACCCAGGACAUCAGUCUACUAAUUGCUGUUGACUGGUUAUUAGAUCGCAUGAGAACCUCAAUCAACGUCGUUGGUGACUCAUUCGGGGCUGGCAUAAUCUACCACCUUUCCAAAGCCGAGCUAGCUGCCAUCGACGCUAAACAUGCGAAGGAUGGGUUAGACAUGAUGAAAUUGCACAUGAUGAACCAUGAGAGUAUAAAGAGAGCUGCUAGAGAAGGCAUUAUCACCCCGCCAUUCUCUGUCUAUGCCUCCCUGCCCACUGAUGAGUAUGAGGUUCAAGUAGAGCCCUCUCUGCACCUCUAGUUAUCUCACACGCUGUACCUUCAACCAUGCUUCCAUUGUGAUUGCAGCAUCAUCUACGAGUGCCAGUCUCAGGUGGCCCAUUUUUCCUAAUUAAUGUUAAUACUAACCAGGCAGAUCAUAGAUGGAGAGUCUCUAAUGAGAGGACACAGGUGUCUACUGGUUAGGGGAUGCCUAUUGUUUGUGCACUAAUCUGUCCAAAAAGUGCUUCUCCCCAGUUCUACGCAGAUUUGGAUCUCUCAACAGUAAACUAGUACACAGUUGUUACAAACUGCCGUCUCGCUAGGCCGUAGCGCCCCACAUGUGCUUUUAAGAAAAUAUUUAAAGUCAACCUUAAACAAAGCAUGGUUGUAUAUUAUCUGUGACUGUGAUUAUAAAAUCCAAUUGUGCUGCUCUAUGACCAAUAAAACCUUAUA
Molecule: messenger RNA, 2129 nt
Organism: Pseudophryne corroboree (corroboree frog)
Lineage: Eukaryota; Metazoa; Chordata; Amphibia; Anura; Myobatrachidae
Product: excitatory amino acid transporter 2-like
Exons: 9
Coding region: 40-1716 (558 amino acids)
Biological process (GO): L-aspartate transmembrane transport; L-glutamate import across plasma membrane
Cellular component (GO): plasma membrane
Molecular function (GO): glutamate:sodium symporter activity; L-glutamate transmembrane transporter activity; neutral L-amino acid transmembrane transporter activity
Source: RefSeq, a predicted model, not a curated record